GACCUAAAGGAAUUUUGUGUAUAUCGAUCCCGAUACUUAAACCGAUUACGAAAACAAAAACAUAAACUUCGCUAAUAUUUGAUCCAGAUUCCUUAGAAAAUGCGGACAACACUUUUACGGGGAAUCUUGUAUCCCUGGAAAUCAGCGUCAGUUAAGCCUGUAGCUCCGAGAACAUGGUGCGAGGCCAGAAGAUUCAUCAGGACAACGCCCCGUCUACACACACUGACAGACAGACAGAGAGCCCAGUUAGACGAGGUCACCAUGGUAACAAGACCAGUAGAUCUGUUGUCAGAGGAGGAACAAAUGAUGAAAGAAUCAGUCGCCAAACUUGCAUCAGAAGUAAUUAAACCUCUAGUCAGGAAAAUGGAUGAAGAAUCUCAGUGUGACCCCACUGUACUCAAAGCCCUAUUUGAAAAUGGGUUGAUGGGCAUUGAAAUAGACUCCGAGUAUGGAGGAACCAACUCGACAUUUUUUGCUGCAAACCUUGUGAUUGAAGAGCUGGCCAAGGUGGACCCAGCCAUCAGUGUGAUGGUGGACGUACAGAACACACUGAUCAACACCCUGAUAAAGAAGCUCGGGACACCCGCUCAGAAGGAGAAAUACCUCACCAGGCUAGCAACAGAUAUGGUUGGCAGUUUUUGUCUGUCUGAAGCAGAUUCAGGAUCAGAUGCCUUCGCCAUGCGCGCAGCCGCAGUGAAACAGAAAGAUUACUUCAUCCUCAAUGGAACAAAAAUUUGGAUCACAAACGCUGAACAUGCAGGGGUUUUCUUAGUCAUGGCCAAUGCAAACCCAACAGCAGGUUACAAGGGGAUCACCACCUUCAUCGUUGACCGGGACACAGAAGGACUGAGCAUAGGGAAGAAAGAGGACAAGCUGGGGAUCCGGGCCUCCAGUACCUGCCCGGUACACCUUGACAAUGUCAAGGUGCCUGCUGACAACAUCCUUGGAGAAUUUGGUUUGGGAUACAAGUAUGCCAUUGAAAUGUUAAAUGAAGGAAGGAUUGGUAUUGCUUCACAGAUGCUGGGCUUGGCCGAGGGCUGCUUCCAUGCAACUGUACCAUACACACUUGAAAGAAAGCAGUUUGGAAAGAGAAUUUUUGACUUCCAGGCUAUGAGGCAUCAGAUUGCCCAUGUGGCCACACAGAUUGAAGCCUGUAGAUCACUGGUGUACAAUGCUGCAAGGAAGAAGGAAGCCGGUCAACCAUUCCUGAAAGAAGCUGCCAUGGCCAAAUUAUAUGCAUCAGAGCUGGCCACUAUGACAACUUCCAAAUGCAUUGAGUGGAUGGGCGGUGUAGGGUUCACAAAGGAUUACCCCAUAGAGAAAUUCUACAGAGAUUGUAAAGUUGGAACUAUUUAUGAAGGAACCUCAAACAUUCAAUUGAACACUAUUGCCAAAUGCCUGGAAGCAGAGGGAUUUUCAGGGAACUGAACCAAUUGUGAUUAACUCACUUCAGAAGGAUAUACAUGUAAACAUACAAUUCCUGGCCUAUUGAACAUGUUGAAUAUGUUUUACUAGCUAAACUAUGACAUGCAUACCCUAAAUCUUCUUUUAUUUCUGUGAGUCAACAUGGAACAAAUGAUUUUGUGUAACUUAUGUUUUCAAUGUUAACCUCAACUGAUAUGAAAAUGUAAAAUUGGGGUUGUUUAAGAUUGGCAGGUUCAUUUCCUCAACAGUGGUGGUGAAACUUGUGUGACAUAUAAGAGGUCUGGAUGGUUUUGGCCAUUUUUAGACUUUAUUUAUCUCCUUUAGAAGAAGAGUUGUGCCUAAAGAUUAAAGAAAAUGCUCCUAAAAUGUUUGGAUUUUUGCUUUACUUAAUUUGCCUACACAACAGUAUUAAGUAUUAACUUAGUUUGUCUGACAUGCAUCUUUUGAUCUCUUCCCUUAAUAGAAUGUACUUGAUAAUAGAAAUGUCCUGUCAAACAAAACAAUCAUGUAUUUAUCAAGUGAGAUUAGCUGUAUAUCAUUUUUAUUAUAGGAUUAUUUAUGACUCGCUCUUUAAGGGGAUUUUUCAAGAUCUCCUGAACUGUUUGUUUUGUUUUCUAUAUCAUGUUUGUGCAUUUUACAAAAGUUUGAAUAAAAAAGAAUGAGGAAAUUUCUGUGUCAAUUUUUGA
This is a messenger RNA of Magallana angulata, 2111 nucleotides long. RefSeq names its product short/branched chain specific acyl-CoA dehydrogenase, mitochondrial-like. Gene Ontology annotation, cellular component: mitochondrion. NCBI's taxonomy places the organism in Eukaryota, Metazoa, Mollusca, Bivalvia, Ostreida, Ostreidae. The transcript is spliced from 11 exons. The record is from RefSeq and is a predicted model, not a curated record. Bases 100 to 1428 code for a protein of 442 amino acids. Gene Ontology annotation, molecular function: flavin adenine dinucleotide binding; acyl-CoA dehydrogenase activity.